UGUCUAUUCCCCCGAAAAACAUAAAACGCGCUUACUUAUUGUUGCAUAAAACUUCUACUGGUUACUGCCACCGCCAUUUUUGUUGAUAACCCAGAAACCCCAUUUUCUUACACAUUAAGGAAUACAUCAACAGACCCAAAAAAGAUUCACAGAUCAAAAAUGGGUCUGCUUUCUAACAGGAUUGAUCGGAACAGCCUUAAACCUGGGGAUCAUAUCUACUCUUGGAGGGCUGCUUAUGUUUACGCCCAUCAUGGUAUAUAUGUUGGGGACAAUAAAGUGAUCCACUUCACUAGACGUGGACAAGAAGUAGGAACAGGGACUGUUUUGGAUAUCCUGUUAGUAAGCUCAGGACCUACUCGCUCUUAUGUACCAUGCUCUACUUGUAUUCCUCCUGAAGAAGGGCAUGGGGUUGUCUCGUCAUGUCUAGAUUGCUUUCUUGCGGGUGGCAUCUUGUAUAGGUUUGAAUACAAUGUCAACCCCUCCCUUUUUGUAGCAAAACUGCGUGGUGGGACGUGCACUCUUGCAGCAUCAGAUCCUGCCGAAACUGUGGUGCACCGAGCAAAAUUUCUUCUCAACAAUGGCUUUGGCUUCUACAAUGUCUUCAAGAACAACUGUGAGGAUUUCACUAUAUACUGCAAAACAGGGCUCGUAGUGGUUGACCAAGUUACUAUGGGUCAAAGUGGGCAAGCAGUAUCAUUAAUCGGGGGUCCGAUUGCAGCUGUUCUUUCCACACCCUUGCGAUUUUUAACGACCAACCCCUAUGGGAUGGCUGUAGUUGCCGUGGGUGUAUACUGUACAAGCAGAGUUGCCGCUGAUAUUGGCAUGAGGAAGGAUGUUAUGAAGUUGGAGGUUGAAGAUUUAACUAGACGGCUAACUCUGGGUGCAUUUCAGGCGCUCAGCCCAGAGCUUCCAGGCCCUAUCAGCUAGUGUGCUUUUUGAUCUGGUGGUUAUGUUUGAAAAUGUGGGUUUCGUUUUAACUUCUAACAAUCUUCAGUUUUUAAUGUGUAUUUGGUACCCUGAUAAUUUACUCCCUUGUGAACAACUUAUUUGUCACUGUUGUGUGAGGACGUCGAGAAGUAGGUUGUGGACUGUGGUUUAAUGGAAACGACCUAAUGGUACUCUUUACUAUUGUAUGUUGUACCCGAUCCGAAAGACACUUUUGGUA
Beta vulgaris subsp. vulgaris (sugar beet) is the source of this 1165-nucleotide messenger RNA. RefSeq lists its product as hypothetical. The coding region runs from base 160 to 927 and encodes 255 amino acids. The transcript is spliced from 3 exons. NCBI's taxonomy places the organism in Eukaryota, Viridiplantae, Streptophyta, Magnoliopsida, Caryophyllales, Amaranthaceae. The record is from RefSeq and is a predicted model, not a curated record.